UAAGGCGCGCUCGAGUCGAAGCGCAGCUGAAGAUGGCGGUUGUUGUUAUGUUGGUUAACUACCAUAAACCUCUGGCUAUAACUGUCCAAUCCCAAUCGCAAAACCCUAGCUUCAAUUCCCGCAAAAUUAACCCCAAUCAAUCCCAUGCCUGGAGGGCUCGCCGUCGCCCCAUAAUCAAUGGACUGAAUGGAGACACAGAAUCCGACCCGAACAAUCCACAAGAUAAGGAAGUGGACAAUUUGGGAGUUAAAGCUGCAUUAUGUGUGCUCAAAUUCUACAAAAGGGAAAUCUCACCUCUGUUGCUGAAUAGUUGCCGGUAUGUCCCAACCUGCAGUGAGUACUCAAUGCAAGCUUACAAGAAAUAUGGAUUUGCAAAAGGUUCUGUCUUGACAGCUUGGCGAAUCUGUCGUUGUAAUCCCCUUGGUGGCACUGGAUAUGAUCCUCCUCAAUGGUUCGACGAGACAAGUUUGCCUGAAGAAGAAUAGAUGAAUUAUGCCAUAUUCCCUGUAUAAGAUUAAAAUCUUUGGUCGGUACAUGAAUGAAUGCUCUUAACCGUUAAAAGCCUUAUGAGACGUUGAGCCUACAUUACAUUAUUUUA
This is a messenger RNA of Prunus avium (sweet cherry), 598 nucleotides long. Its product is annotated as membrane protein insertion efficiency factor. The record is from RefSeq and is a predicted model, not a curated record. Lineage: Eukaryota; Viridiplantae; Streptophyta; Magnoliopsida; Rosales; Rosaceae.